Molecule: messenger RNA, 1590 nt
Organism: Lactuca virosa
Lineage: Eukaryota; Viridiplantae; Streptophyta; Magnoliopsida; Asterales; Asteraceae
Source: the annotation of a GenBank genome assembly
CGAAUUAACCACAAUUAAUAGCAAUGUGGCCCACACACCCUGCGUAAACCUUUCUCCCUCUUUUUUCUCACUGCUUUAAAUACCUUCCUCCAUCACCGACGACGCCAUAUCCGAUCAAAUCCAGUCCAUCGAGAGAAAAUCUAGCAGAAAGCUACUCAUACCCGGAGAUAUAGCAUGGCGGCAUCGUCGGCGAGGGUAGAUCUGGACGGAAAUACGAUAAAUCCCUUCACAAUAUGCAUGAUUGGUGCCGGUGGAUUCAUUGGCUCACACUUGUGCGAGAAAUUGUUGACGGAGACGCCGCACACUGUCUUGGCGGUGGACGUUUACAAUGACAAGAUCAAACACCUUCUAGAGGGGCCGGAUUCCCUUCCUUGGGCUGGUCGCAUCCAGUUCCACCGUCUCAACAUUAAGAAUGAUUCGCGCCUCGAAGGUCUUAUCAAGUGCUCCGAUCUGACAGUAAAUCUAGCCGCGAUCUGCACACCGGCGGACUACAAUACGCGUCCUCUUGACACGAUCUACAGUAAUUUCAUCGACGCUCUCCCUGUGGUCAAGUACUGUUCAGAGAAUAACAAGCGGCUCAUUCACUUCUCUACUUGUGAAGUAUACGGGAAAACCAUUGGUAGCUAUCUUCCCCAAGAUAGCCCCUUGCGACAGGAUCCUGCUUACUAUAUCCUUAAAGAAGAUACAUCCCCUUGCAUUUUUGGCCCAAUUGAGAAACAAAGGUGGUCUUAUGCAUGUGCAAAACAAUUGAUCGAGAGGCUAAUCUAUGCUGAGGGUGCUGAAAAUGGUCUUGAAUUCACCAUUGUUAGACCUUUCAACUGGAUCGGCCCUAGGAUGGAUUUCAUUCCAGGGAUUGAUGGUCCCAGUGAAGGUGUUCCCAGGGUUCUUGCUUGCUUUAGUAAUAAUCUUCUCAGACGUGAGCCUUUGAAGCUAGUCGAUGGUGGUGAAUCUCAAAGGACCUUUGUCUAUAUCAAGGAUGCCAUUGAAGCUGUUCUUUUAAUGAUUGAGAAUCCUGCUAGAGCUAAUGGUCAUAUCUUCAAUGUUGGGAACCCCAACAAUGAAGUUACAGUGAGGCAGCUUGCUGAAAUGAUGACUAAGGUGUAUUCAAAAGUAAGUGGUGAAGAUUCAAUAGAGACUCCCACUGUUGAUGUGAGUUCCAAAGAGUUUUAUGGUGAAGGCUAUGAUGAUAGUGACAAGAGAAUUCCAGACAUGACCAUUAUUAACAAACAAUUAGGUUGGGAUCCGAAGACAUCGCUUUGGGAUUUGCUGGAAUCGACACUUACCUAUCAACACAGGACAUAUGCGGAAGCAGUGAAGCAAUCCGUUGCAAAAGCAGUAGCUAGUUAAGACAGUUAGUGAUGUGUGCUUUUAAAACUCAGCUUUUCCUGUAUAAUGUUUUUAUGUGCUGUGAAUUGUCACCACCAAAAAAAAAAAUUGGGUUUUGCUUUUGCUACUUUUGCUUUUCUUUUAGUUUGUUGUCUUUCGGUAUUUCAUUAAAUGUCGUAUUUAGGUCUUGGACCAUGUCAUAAUUUAUUAAUUUAUUGUCACAUAAUAUAUUAAAAACACAAGCAUAUCAUAUUUUAAUUUUCU